CACACACUUCAAUAAGAUCAUGGUGUUGGAAAGGUCAGUUCUACAGAAAAGAAAAGCAGCAGACAAUAAAAAAGCUCCACAGCCUAAGAAGAAUAAAAGUUUGGAUGAUGACUCCGAUGACUACAAGAGUUCCAGUCUGUUCUACCUGUCAUGUCGCAGUGCUGGUCUACAUUUGAAGAAUGGACACAAAUACAAUGUGCUAGGUGCUGACCAGGCUAUGGUUCAGAAGAAUCUCACUAAAGAGUUGAAAAGCAAGGGAGGAGCUGAUAUUGUGGAAAAAUUUGCUGAAGGAUUUGAAGAAUACAUAGAAAAUGCAGCUAGGUUCCAUAAGAGCUUGUUGCCCAGUGUGACUGAUUCUGAGUGUCAAAGUGCUAGAGCUUGCUUACAAGGAAGUGCAGUGAAGAUUUUACUUGGGGUGGAUCUCAUUCAGUCUUCUUUAAUGCGGGUCCUGUGUGAAAAAUUACCAGAAUUUACCGGAGAGAAAGACAGCACCAUUUUAGAGCAAGGUCAGAAGGUGAACGUUCCUCACCUGCUGCUGUCACAGUUUCAAUGGCUAGACCACAUAGUCAAUGGCAAGGAAGUUACAGACAAGCUUCUUGAGAUGCUCACAUGCAGCUGUGAUGAGGUUCAAAGGGAGAUAAUAAAUUGUCUCCCCUACAUUGUACAGGACUCCGAACAUACCACGGUGGCAACAGCUCUUCGAGAUAUACUUGCUGAGAACAAACAGUUGUCAAUACCCAUUCUUGAUGCCUUGUCCAACCUGGUUCUUCCUAGUACCCUUCUUGCUGAGAUCCGAGACUCGGUGCUGCAGCUACUGGCCUCAGUGGACCUGGAUGACCUUCCUGUACUAGUCAAAUUCCUGCUACAGUCUGUCACCAGCCAGGAUUGCCUGGAGGUUGCUUCUGAACUGAGAAAGAAUCUGGAAUUUGAUUGGUCGACGGCUGUAUCCAGCAGUAAAAAGUCUGGUGCUGCUAUAAGUGAUGGCUACAAGCAGGAUGUUGAGAGUGUCGUACUGGAUACACUGAAGUCAGCUGUCAGGUUUCAGCGACAUGUUGGGGAUGCCCUUAUCAAGGCGAUUGAGCAGGAGAAGCAGCCCUCCAACCACAAGGUCAUUGACCUGUUCAUGCUGCUCAUACUCCACGGUACCCCGCGCAAGAAGGCCGUGGAGAGUCUGUUCAGGAACAAGAUUCGCGCCGGAUGUUUUAAUGAAGUCUAUCUGAAGAAAGUGUUUUCAGUUCAUUCACUGGUGUUAAAAGGAUAUUUCCAGUCUCUGUUGAAAUUGUCAGAGGUACUUCUGAGAUCGCCCGAGUUACCUGUGUCAUAUUUUGGCUGUUCCCUCUACAAGCACUGCUUCAUUGCCUUCGAGCCCUACCAUAGACAGGAGAUUGUGGGUAACAUGGUGGAGCACAUAGGCAGUGGGUUUGAGGCAGAGAUUGAUGCCUCCCUGGACAUCCUGGCUGAUCUGGUCACACACCAUCUGAACAAAGUGGCUCCUUUCGCAAUUCUUGUGAAGAGUAUGUUGGACUACCUGGACAAUCUUUCAGUGGGUCAGAUACGAAAGCUGUAUGUGAUACUCAGUGCCUUAGCCUUCAAGAAUGCAAAUGAAGGGGGACUUAUACAGGAUGAUCUACAUAUUGUUAUCAGGAAGCAGCUGUCAAACAACAACCCUAAGUACAAGAGGAUGGGUGUCAUAGGGGCUGUAAUGAUAGUGACCUGUGUGGCAGAGAAAAGUCAGCCAGCUGGCCCUGAGAGCAGUGGUAACUCUAGCACACCGGACACUCUAGAAGCUGACCUCUACAACCAGGUUGUCUCCCUUCUCACCCUGGUGCGAUCCAGUAGCGCCAAGUCACCUGAGGCGUAUGCUCUCUUCCUGGAUGAGCUCUCGUCAAUAGUUGCGCAGGGAAAGCUCGUCAGCAAUGUAGAGAGUUGGAUCAGUGAAAACUUGACGGUGGAUUUUCAAGAAUCCUUUGUGGUGGAUAUAGAAGAUAACAAGCCGACUGAAAGUGGUAACAUCCCUAUGGACUGUCUGUAUGGACUUGAUGAUGACACGGAGGGAGCACUAGCCAUCAACAUACUGCCCCUGGUCGUACAGAAGUGUGGCAGGAAGACUGCGCUCACUGCAUACACUGAGAGUAGUCUGACAGACCCCCUCUGCCUGGCCCCAUCCGUGAGGCUUUUGAGGGUGUGUGAAGAACGCCAGCAUGGGACCCUGGAUAAUAUAGACGCACUGCUCGGCUGUGCGGUGUUCCUGACCAGGGAGACGGUAUAUGAGAAGCUUGAUCCCCUGUCACAGAGGGAGAAGGACAUUAUUGUGUCCUCUCUGUUCUACACCAUCAACUGGUUCAUUGAGGUCGUAAAUGGGUUUGCUGGUCAGUCUGAUCCAGAAAUCAAGGCCAAAGUGAUCACCAGGCUGCAGAAUAUAACAGAAAUGCAGAAAAUACUGCUGAAAUGCCUUGCAGUGUACCCAACUUUCAAGCCCCAGUUAGCCAAUUUUGACCUUGACGAAUCUCUGAAGCCAGUGACUCAUUCUGUAACAACUGGUAAAGGGGACAGCAAGAAGGGUAAAAAGGCAAAGAAGCCUAAGAAGGGAGACAAGACCCCUGAUGAUGCUGAUGACACAAGCAGGGACAGCUCUCAGUUGAAUGAGACUGCAGCAGGGAGUACACAAGCAGGAGAUAAGGAUGGCACAGAGAAUGGGGCAAAAGAGAAGCCUUCCUUAACCAGCCUCGCUGCUUAUAAACCCUACUUCAGGGAGUUGGAUAUAAAGGUGUUCACAAUUCUUGCUACGGGAUCAAUUAAAAAUGUUUUGCUGGACUCAGAGGAAAAUACAAAGGCUGUGACAGAGUUGUCUCUCCAGAUGCCUCAGAUUCAGUUCUUGAUGGAAGAUCUGUGCAGAAAAUUGGAGCAUGCAUUGCUGGCCUCUGCUUCAAAGAGGAAAACAUUCUUUAAAUCUAAGGGAGAUAAGAAGGUAGGGUUUUCCAAUCUGGAUCAGUUAACUCCCUUACAAGUGGCUACAAAUGCUGUUAAGCUGCUGCCAGCUCUGUGUAACCAUCUCGAGGCCUCCAGCGGUUUCUUCCAGACCCUGCUUGCUGAGAACGAUGGAGUCCUGGACGGCCCAGGCAGUCACAGUGCAGAGGCAGUCAUCACGGGAGCUUGCUUCCAGCUCCUUACACAGGCUGUACUCACCAUCUUCUCUUGGAAUGGGUUUCAAAUGUCGGAGAACCGGCCAUUGCUGAAGGAGGCAUUGAAAGUGCUGAUAAACAGAAUACGGGCGGGGGGUCCCACUCAGAUGUCCAUGAAAGAUGUCUGCAGACUGGCCAUGCAGUACAUCGCCAACUUUGCCAACACUGCCCCUGAUAUCUACACAGCAGUGACGCUGUUGAAACUCCUCAUCUCCCUGGCAGAGAAGGCUGAUGAUCAGACUCUGAUGAAGAAACUAGUGCCCCUUGCUGAAGACUUCCUCAAGAGAGAGUGGACAGAUAGUGAGGGGCAGAGAGAGAAAGGGGCCAAGUUUAACGAACAGCUACAGUUUGUUAUCAAAAUUUACAUCACUCAGUCAGAAGACCCAUUGUCAACUAUUGAAACCAUAGCAACCAAGGGUAUUCCUGAACUACUGGAAGCUGACAAGAAUGGCUAUUCAGCGUCUUUCCCCACAUUGACAAGGUCCUCUUACCCUGUGUACUACAGAGUUCUGUUCACUGAAUUACUGGAUGCAGUGAAAACUAUACCACCAGUCAGACAGACAGACCUUGUUGAUUCUUGGAUGGACCGGCUCUUGUGCUGGAAUGUCAGUGUGCGCAUCUUACACAUCCUGGUCAAUCUUAUCAAGACCUUUGAUAGCCGUGGAUGUUUGGGAACAUGUAUAAAGUAUGGCCGUUUCUUUGUUGAGGCCUUCUUGCGUCAGGGCAUGCCCCUCCUGGAUAAGAUGUUCAAGAACCACAAGCAGGACAUCACUGGCCUUCUAAAGAACCUUCAGCAGAGCACACGAUUCCUCCAUCACAUGUGUGGCCACUCGAAGAUCAUCAAGGACAUAGCGCUGACGAACCAGGUGCCCAUGAUGAAGCGUACCCUGGAGGUGUUUGUGUUCCGAGUGAAGGCCAUGCUCACGGUGAACAAGUGUCUGGAGGCUUUCUGGAUGGGCAACUUGAAAAACAAGGAUUUACACGGAGAAGAGAUCAUGUCCCAGUCAGUGGCUGCCAGUGAGGCUGGUGGGGACAGUGAGGGGGAGGCACUGCCUGAGGAGGAGGAGGAGCUUAGUGAUGUGGAACUGGACAAUGAAAGCACUGCCAGCAAUGAGACGGGUGACAAUGAUGUAACUGACCCCGAGGGCUCACUGAGUCAGGCCUACUAAACACAUUAACAAUGUUGAAAAUCCAAGAGUCCUAGAAAGUGCAUGCUGAAUCAUAAUGUUAGAUGUAUCUGUAUUUAAUUAUCCUAGGGUCUUGUAAGGCUCAGCACACAAACAAUAUUGCAGGUACGGUUAGCUUGAAAUGUUAGGCUUUUUUAAACAUAAAUAAUAAUGUCAGUCAAAAGGACUACUAGGUUAGGUUUACUGAACACUUGAAUCUACCGACUUCAUCACUAAGGUAACAGGCAUGCACUCAAUAUUGCAAUACCCUUUUGACUUGAAAUGACAGGCUGUUAGGUGUACUAAAACAAACAUUUGUGUUCAUCCAGCACUUUAAGGCUGGCAAUACGGAAUUAAUGCUAUAAUAAACACAUUUAUAGUGUGACCAAUGAAAAGGACUUUGUGUGAGCCGAUGUUCUGAACAAGGGACAUAAUUCGUGUUGAACUUGAAAAAAGAAUAGUCAGGCUUGAUGAACUCUCCAAAUGAAGCAAGCUCUGUGGAAAGGGGGUUUAAGGCAUGAUGUGCGUAAAGUGUCAUCCCAGAUUAGCCUGUGCAGUCCAAAAACACUGUUGUAUUUUUAGUUUAAAGGAAGAAACUUGACAAAAAUUAAGUUUAGGUAGAUUAGCCCUAUGCAGACUGCACAGGCUAAUCUGGGACAAGCCUUUACGCACUUGCAUUAAACCCUGUUUUCACAGAGCAAAGCUCAAAUGCUUACAAAUCUGUAGGACUGACCGAAUGAAAGACAGCCAUGAUACAAAUUGAACUUUCGGCCUCUGCAGAAUCCACUUCCUUACAGAUUAGAGAAGUUCUUCUCUGCAUACUGAUUUAAGUAUAAAGACAGUAAGAGCAAACAUAAAAAUCAUGUAAGCAACAGUGCUUAAAAAUUGGCUGACAUAAAUGUUCAGUGACUGUUGGUGGCUUAAUUAAUGUUGCUUAAAGUACGUUGUUAUUGUAUUUAAGAAUUACCUCUAGUGAGCAAUAUGUUAAAUGACAUCUGAGCUCAUGUCUUGUUGGUAAGUGUUCAUUGUUAAACGUUUGGCACAUUUUUCAGUAAUACAAGACUCCAUAAAUGCACAAGUUUGUCUUAUGAUUCUCUUGACCUGCUUACACAUUUUAAAUAUUCAAACCCUUGCCUUUCAAAAUCCCUGAUUUGUUUAAUUUAUUUAUCAAGUAAACUUUAUAACCCUGAUCAUGAAGAAGGUUAGAUCAAACAUGUUCUCUAAUCAGGAAUCAUACCCCUAGAUAACUGCUCUUCCUUAAACUCAGUAUACUUACUGCAUACUUACUGAUGACAAUGUUUGUACCUGUUAAGACAAGAAUCGUGUACAGAUCAAUACAGAUUUUUUUUAAAGACAGAAAUUCCCGUGUUUCGCUGAUAAUUGUUAAGAUUUUAGUAUCUUAAUAUACCCUUAUAUGAUAUUGUUUAUUAUACUGUUGUAAUUAAUACUAUUUGUACACUUCACUUUGUUGAUUUCUUUUGUUUCUUUCAAAACCUUGUGUACUAUUCGCACAUGAAUUUUGACUACUUAUGCAUUAAUCUUACUUGUACAAAAUAAAAGUCUGUUAUGAUAA
Messenger RNA from Dreissena polymorpha, 5921 nucleotides. Its product is annotated as Fanconi anemia group D2 protein-like. The record is from RefSeq and is a predicted model, not a curated record. Gene Ontology annotation, cellular component: nucleus; condensed chromosome. The transcript is spliced from 44 exons. Gene Ontology annotation, biological process: double-strand break repair involved in meiotic recombination; interstrand cross-link repair; homologous chromosome pairing at meiosis. Gene Ontology annotation, molecular function: DNA polymerase binding. NCBI's taxonomy places the organism in Eukaryota, Metazoa, Mollusca, Bivalvia, Myida, Dreissenidae. The coding region runs from base 20 to 4351 and encodes 1443 amino acids.